Messenger RNA from Phragmites australis (common reed), 1198 nucleotides. RefSeq names its product ethylene-responsive transcription factor ERF036-like. The transcript has a single exon. The record is from RefSeq and is a predicted model, not a curated record. Gene Ontology annotation, biological process: regulation of DNA-templated transcription. Gene Ontology annotation, molecular function: DNA-binding transcription factor activity; DNA binding. The coding region runs from base 85 to 1032 and encodes 315 amino acids. Lineage: Eukaryota; Viridiplantae; Streptophyta; Magnoliopsida; Poales; Poaceae.
AAAAUAGAGGAGUGUCCGUACCAUGCAGUACUAAAAGUAGCAAUUAACCAGAGAUUAAAGGUUUUCUAUAAGCGCAUAAAAACAAUGCUCAGGUCCCAAAAACCUGUGAUAUUUUGUCGCAGGGCCCCCACGGUCGCUCACCAUUCUCCUCUCCUGUAUUAUUCCCUUCACCGCGGGCCGCCCGCAGCAUCGUUUUCCUCUUUCCACGUCGCCCCUACACCUCCUCUCCUCAUCAUAAAAGCCCCCUCACUCCCACAACCUCGGCUCGCGCCUCACCACACCAAUCACCACUCACCUCCUCGCAGAGUCACACUCCUCCCAGCUCUGCUCCCAACCAACUCCAACACACCAGCAGAAGCAGGAGGAGCCAUGGCCAUGGACGACUCCUCCUCGGGCUCCGAGCCCACCACCUCCUCCUCCGCGGAGGCACCGGCGUCCCCGACCGCGACGGUGUCCACCGCGUCGUCCUCCGACGCAACAGCCGCGAACAAGAAGCGCCGGCGCAAGGACGGGCACCACCCGACGUACUGCGGCGUGCGCAUGCGGGCCUGGGGUAAGUGGGUGUCGGAGAUCCGGGAGCCGCGCAAGAAGUCGCGCAUCUGGCUCGGCACGUUCGCCACCGCCGAGAUGGCCGCGCGCGCGCACGACGUCGCCGCGCUCGCCAUCAAGGGUCGCGCCGCGCACCUCAACUUCCCGGAUCUCGCGCACGAGCUCCCCCGCCCGGCCACCGCCGCGCCCAAGGACGUCCAGGCCGCGGCCGCGCUCGCCGCGGCCGCAGACUUCCCGGCGCCUGCCAAUGCCGGCGCCAAGAGCCCCGAGGAACCCGACGCCAGCGCUGCCUCCUCCUCGCCGCCGCCGGACCACAACGCCGACGAUGCUUUGUUUGACCUCCCUGACCUCCUCCUCGACCUCAGACACGGGCCCUCGUCAUGCCAGCUCUCGUGCGCGGCGUCGUGGGACGACGACGUGUGCUUCGCCGGAGCCGGCGGCGGCGUGUACCGCCUCGAGGAGCCGCUGCUGUGGGAGUAUUAAAAUCAAGCGUUAAAACGAGCUGCUCCGUGUACGUAUGGUUUGUAAUUCUCGUGCUGGACUGGACCAGAAAUCGUGUAACCAUGCAAUCGUGGACCAGAAAUGGAACGUAAGGUGAUCUGGUAGCCUGCUUUGUACUAAUACCACAUGAAAUGCUUUAAUCAAAGAU